Exophiala aquamarina CBS 119918 is the source of this 1713-nucleotide messenger RNA. RefSeq lists its product as uncharacterized. Gene Ontology annotation, cellular component: ARC complex. The transcript has a single exon. Gene Ontology annotation, biological process: regulatory ncRNA-mediated gene silencing. Lineage: Eukaryota; Fungi; Ascomycota; Eurotiomycetes; Chaetothyriales; Herpotrichiellaceae. Bases 1 to 1713 code for a protein of 570 amino acids. The record is from RefSeq and is a predicted model, not a curated record.
AUGGCCAACUCACCAGAGAAGGUCCGAACCAGUCCCGAAUCACACGAAAAGUCCAACGGAUGUCUCGAUCAUAAGAUCUUACAAGCAGGAACCCACACCUAUUCGGAUCUCAACCAAGAGUCAAUCCCUCUUCGAACUCAACCAACCACCAACAGUUCCAGCGAUGGAAACCGAACUGUCUCUGAGCCACCUGUGACUAGCCCAUCCGAGAUACAUGGAAAUACCAGCCAUGACAGGGACAAUGAUUCAACUCUCGAAGGGGACUAUGGCGAAGUCACCAAUCUCCCAUCCCCAGUAGACAUGGCCAAGAAGAAGAAGAAAAAGAAGAAGAGCAAACCAGCAAGCCAGCGCGGCAAUGACAAACCAACCGGAUUCGAAGAUUUCUUCGCCGACGCACCCUUGACUCCAGAUCAACAUGCCGAGGAAAGAGAGCUCUAUGAUCCAGAGCUUCACUUCAUUGACCGCAUUCUGACCGCCAUCGGCCGCUUCGAACGCACCCGCAAGAUGACUCCUGAACGCCGUGACGUUCUCUUCAAAUACCUCAGCUACGGCGGGGUUGAGUGCGGUCCCAACAUGUUUCAGGGCGACCAGGACCUCGCUCAGAUGGACAAGACGACAAUCGCAAAUAUUCUGAGCAACGCAUCUAUUACAGAGGAGAAGCGCAACCUAGGAACCGAGACCAGUACCUACGUCGUAGACUUUCUGGGCUGUAUGAAAGGAUUUCUCUCCCGCCGAGCUGCACGUCUGUACGGCUUAGAUGAACGCGCCAAACUUGACAUGGUAACCAGUACUUUAGAACGAUUCAUGAACUAUCUCCUGCAACACGACGUAUGCCCAGAAUACGGUGCAGAAAUCCUCGAGACACGUAACUUCUGUCGCUAUGAUGCCAACGCAGAGCUUUGGAAUGUUGCGGAAGCGACACGGCGUUUGCCUGGAGACUUCAAUACAGCCUGCUCGACUCUUUUCGGCGGACAAUAUGCUGAAAACUAUGACGGUGACACAUGGUGGGGACCCGAGCACAUUACAGACAGCGUCUUUGUGGGCAUCAAGCCCGAAGAAGCCCACCAGAUCCUCCAUUUCGGCGUUGCGGGUGCCGCGACGGAGGACGUGUUCGCCCUCUACCUCGAGGCCGUCAACGGUGCGACGACACUAGAGGUCGUGUCCGUGAAGGAACGCACAGGGUUGGAAAUCACACGUGUCGAGCCGCCCACCUUGGAGUGCACGGAACUCUACACCCACAAUUCCAGCCACUUCCGACCGGUUGGCCGCGUUUAUGCGAAGCCGUGGAAGAACCCAGAUGCACCACCAGAAGACCUGACAGACGAGGAGAAACUCGAGGAACACGAGAAUAAGAGCACAGGCGGAAAGCCUGAAGAGGAGAAAGAAUAUCUCUUCUUCAUCGAAUCCAUUAUUCAAGAGGACCUGCGCGUUGGCAUGAAGCUAGAAGCAACGGUGCGGACUCUGAACUGCGGACUCAUGUUCUUCGAUGAAUUCUUGACCCUGUAUCCCAGCUUCGACGCGUACUUGCCGAACGAGGCCAUGGUAGGCUGGAAAAAGCCGAGACCACUGAAGGGCGCAUUUGACUAUGUCGAAGGGGAGGAGGAUGUCGAAGAUUGCGACGAUGGAGGUGCAAGUAUUGGCGAGAAUGCAGCAAACGAUGUGGCACAACAUGUGAACAGAGAGACUGGGACCAACGGGGAUGCCUCACCCUAA